Oncorhynchus nerka (sockeye salmon) is the source of this 2893-nucleotide messenger RNA. RefSeq names its product homeobox protein Dlx2b-like. Gene Ontology annotation, molecular function: RNA polymerase II cis-regulatory region sequence-specific DNA binding; DNA-binding transcription factor activity, RNA polymerase II-specific. Gene Ontology annotation, biological process: cell differentiation; regulation of transcription by RNA polymerase II; embryo development. NCBI's taxonomy places the organism in Eukaryota, Metazoa, Chordata, Actinopteri, Salmoniformes, Salmonidae. The coding region runs from base 1236 to 2030 and encodes 264 amino acids. The record is from RefSeq and is a predicted model, not a curated record. The transcript has 3 exons.
ACCAGCGACCCUGCGGAAAUAUAGCUAGUGCACUACCACAAGUAUCAUAAAGCUCGUGACAUGAUGGUGAAGGGCCUUGGCUUUUAUGCAUACAGGGAUACUGUUAUUACUAAGGCUACAGGCUGUACAUAAAGAGCCGUGCAAGGCCAUCUAGUGGCCAUGUGGUUAUCAAGUACAGUAAAAUGUCCCCCAUGACUCAACACUAAUGUGAAGGAAAUGGAGGGGUCCAUAUUGAUAGUCUUCAUAUGGACAGGUGAUGAAAUAUUCAUGGUGCGCUUUCAACUAGCCUGUGUUUUCAGAUCAAGGCAGAUGAAGGAGAGGAAGCAACUUCAGACUAUUGAGACACAGCCUAGCCUAUAGCCCACUUGCAGCUGCUGCUGUAGUCUCAAGAUCAUGAUUUAUAUUUACAGUGGAGUCAGAGGUAAGCCUUAAUGCGUGGUGGGCACACAUAGACAGUGUAAAUAUACCCCCAGUCACCUCAGUCAGCCUUAAUGGUUGUUUUGCUCGCCUGUGUGGGUGAGCACUGGCGCCAUUGGUAAUUAUGAAGUGUGUAAGGUGGAGUAGACUAUUGGUAUGUCUGCCGGGUUGUAGCAACAUCACACAAAGACCCCCAGAUGGCGCCAUAACCUCUCGCUGAUCCGAAGGUGAGUGCGAGUUGAGCGCACUGAGGGCGAAACAAAUAUCCAAAAGCUUACAACAUUCUUUGCAAGUGAAAAAGUUAUAACAAAACAAAAAAAACUACAAAAUAUAUAAAACCUUUGUCAUAAUAACAGAUUGUAUAAUAAAGGUAUUGAAUCAUGAUAACAUGAAUUGGUAUUAAGGUGUACAAGGUGUCACAGUCAAGGGGAUUUUUCUUUGGCUUCUUGCCCACCCAUCAGUCUCCUGGUUCACGUCACACCAGACCGUCUCAUCCAGAGGAGCAGACACCUGAAGCUUCAGUCAUUCCAUGGCUUGAAUAGGAGAUGACACCACUCCAACAUAUCUAGGCUAUGGAGUAGAAACAGAUAAAUGGUUCAUUUAUUGACAACUCUCAUAAUAACAGUGGGCUAUUUGAUCAUAAUUUGCCACCUGUAUGCAAUCAUUGGAGACUUAGACAGUGGACAAUUACCUUGGAGAACUACUUUUAGAAUAGAAUGGAAUAGAAAUAUUAUCCUAAAAUAAUUUCGGCAGUUGUUUGCAGGUCUCCAUAGCGUUAUGGUGCCAUAACUGGAGUUUUACAGACUGCUGACACAGCUAUGCAAUCAACUCAGACUACCUCGAUUCACUACACCAUGCACGACUCAAAGGAAUCUCAAAUCUUACCCAUUUCAAGGGCUACAGGAUGCAACUUCUUCCCUAACCAACCAACCGGACACUGCUCGGAUCCACCGCAUGGCCAGUUGAAGUUUGACUCUCAUUCUUUUCUGGAAUAUAAUGGGAAUAACGGUCUCUACGGUCCCGGGAUGUAUGAGUUUGGGUUCCCCACCUCUUACGGUUGUUACGGAUCUUAUAUGGGCUCUUCACCUCUCACCACGGACACAGAGAAAGAGGAGAAGGAGCCAGAAGUCCGAAUGGUAAAGGGAAAACAAAAGAAAGUCCGGAAGCCCAGAACCAUCUACUCCAGCCUGCAGCUGUGCGCGCUCCAGUGCAGGUUCCGAACGAGGCAGUAUCUGGCGCUACCUGAGCGUGCGGAGCUGGCCGCUUCACUGGGACUCACACAGACACAGGUGAAGAUUUGGUUCCAGAACCGUCGCUCAAAGUUGAAGAAGCUAUGUAGAAACGGCCAGAUGCCACUGGAACAGCCGGAGACCCCGUGCGACUCCCCUAGGUCCAGCAGCUCUCCCCAGGCUACAACGGUGCACUGGGCCCCCCAUGGUAUUACCGAGACAGGAGGCUCAAGCAGUGAGCAGAACUGUAUCCCUCCAAGCAACCCAUCCUUUUACAGUAACUACUCCUGGUACUCAGUAACAGACUCUGUGGCACUCUCCCAGCAGAGUCCAGUACUAUAUCAGCCACAGAAUCCUUCAGUUGAUGUGGGUUCAAUUUAUUGAUAUACAGGACUAAAGAUAAUGAAAACCUGCUAAUGGGAAAAUCUAUGUGUGGACUCUGCUUUCACCUGGCAGGAAUAUGAGCAAUUUUUAUUUAGCAGAUAAACAGUUUAUGACCAGUUUAUUUCAACAAAUACCUGUAUGUUUGAGAAUAACAUUGAUAUUGAAUAUUGUGUAAUAAAUGUGCCAUAUUGUACAUAUGACAAGAAUGUGGCCUAAGGAACUUAAAAGGCAUCGCUUCAAUAGAAUUAGUGGAAAUACCUAAAGCACGGAAUCUAAUUGGUCUAGAGGAAAAACUAAAUAAGUUACUAACAAUGUAGAGCUGGAGGUUGAUGUGAUCAGAGACUAUUAGUAGGGCUGAAUACGUCACACAUGCAGCCAAACAACGCAGCAUCAAUAACAUCAUGACAUAAUCAGUCCAGCGGACGUAUGAUACUCUGCAAACCUUGCAGUCCUAACAACGUUAACACAAGAUAAUCUUAUGAUGCCGUCAAUCAGAGAAGAAUGUGCUCCCCAGAUCAGAAUUCAUUUGAUUUCCUGAAACAUAAAGUCAAAUGUGUUAAAGUAACAUUGCAAUGACCACAUAUUGUUUGCUAAUAUUUUGUCAGACAAAAAAAGUGAAAAGGUAAAAUAUGAUAUGCUAAUGACUCAAAGAUAGACACUGUUUCUAAUUAAACGUGAACUAAAGCUUUAUUUAAAUAAUAAAACAUGUUUUCUACACAGAAGUCAUACAAAAUAAUGCACUAGUGCAGUCUCAUUUGAGUCAAUAUCAGUGCCCAGUUUUUCUAGUCUCUCUGUGGUGCUAACCCUGGGUCAGUUUGGUGUUUUACCUCUUCAUAGAUGUUGAUGUGACUGGGGUGUGAACA